AACUGAGCCGAAAGUCUCCCACCAUGUAGCGCUACGAACUGACCCGAAAGUCUCCCACCAUGAAACACUGCGAACUGACCCGAAGUCAGCCGAGUGCAACCGAUCGGCACCAAGAUUUGCUGUCUCGAGAGAUAAGUAAGACAACAUGCAUCUUUGGUUUGAUUUGAAAGUCGGGGGAAGGUUUGGAAGCACCAAUCAUUUUCCUUGUGGUGGUGUUUGAAUGCGUGUGAACAAUGUUGUGCUGUGAGUUUCUACUACUGGCUUAUGAGGACAAAAUCUGAUGUAGAGGCGUUAAAUAUCUGGACCUCAGCGUGUUUCGCUUGUUAUAUUGUCAACAGGCAUCCGGAUAAUCUGCAAAGAAAUCAACAAAAUGGCAGAAGCAUUUUUACUUCAGCAAGGACACACAAGGGAAAAAUUGAUGGAAGAAGCCAUGCAUAUUCAAAGAAUCAUUCCAGAGAGAAAUAUUGAUGAAAUAUAUUCAUCACUUGAAACUUUCUUUGAUGACCCAAAGAGGGUACAGAGAGUUGUGCUCAAAUUUUUAGACCAUGUAAGGGAAGACAAAGACACUGCUGGUGAGGCCACUGAAGAGUUACCUAAGAGAGCUAGGAAAAGAAUCUAUGAUGCUGAUCAUAAUCAACCAUCUACAUCAGGAAUUCCACCAAAAAAGCCUUCUAAAAUUAAUGUUAAGAGUGAUGCAAGUGAAGACAACAAGACUGAGAAUGUUGGUGUGUCAACACACAGUGAUUCUCGUCCAGCAGAGAGUGACAAAGUUACCAUAGCAGAUGGGCUGGAUGUAGUUUUAGAUCAGUGUAAUUUGGUGAAUAGAAGUGAUUCAGUUAGUGAUGUUAGUUCAGAAAGUGACAAGUUUAAUGAAAUUAAGGAAUAUUUGUGGGAAAAUGAAGGAUUUGCAUUCUCAUCUGAAGAUGAACCUGAACUUUCUGAUCCAGAUGUGAUGGAUCCUAGUUCUGAACCAGUUAAGAAUGUCGAUUCAAGACAGAGGGAUGAAGUAAGUAAUGAACCAUCAACCUCUUUUUGGGAUCCUACAGUUCCAAGACAUACUGGAAAUGGAAAUCAUAAGAACACACUUGACAGGAACCUUCCAGUUGAUUUGACACUGCCUGGGCCAUCUACUGCAAACUAUGAUGAUUUACUUGCUCCUCCUCAACUUGAUGACAGCGAUGUUGUAUGUAUUGACAUUAAUGGGGUGGAUGAUGAAAAGAAACAGGCAUAUUACAAUUCUCUCAUUGAAAUUUUCCCUGAUGCUCAGAAGGAUUUUCUGAGAGCCAUAUGUGAUAAAUGUUCACAAGAUGCCGACUGGUUAAGUAAUGCUAUAUCAGGUUUAUUGGAAAAUGGUUACCCCAAAGCUGCAGAUAGCAGUGAACGAGAAGGGGAGCAAGCAGCAAACCAGAAACUUUCUGGAAGAACAGAAGAAGAAAAGAAAAUGAUAAUAGAUGAAAAUUAUACUAAUCUGCUUGCUAUAUUUCCAAAUGCUGAUCCAACUUAUAUAAGAGAGACCUGUGAACAGAUUGCAGAUGAUGAAGACGCAAUGAAAAAAUUUGUUAGUGACACUUUAGAAAGUGGCAAGUAUCCAACAUUAGCAGAGUAUGAGGAACGAAUGAAAGUAAUGGAAAUUAGAGAGAAGUAUCUCAAGAAUUUCAAAAUUGAAGAGUUUCUGGAAAUUUUUCCUGAUCCUUUUAAGUACUUCUUUGAAGAAAAAAAAAAUGAUGAAAAAGAGUCGGAGUUAAGUUUAAAUUACCUAAAAUCCCGUUACAGAAAAAUACGUAUAGUAGUUUUGCAAGAAUAUUUGAUGAAAAAUAAAUACAGUCUCACUAAAGCAUGUGCAGAGUUAGACAAAUGCCGAAAUUUUAUGAAAUCAAAGCGUGGUGAACAUGAAAUACAGUACAAUGAAAAAGAUAUGAAGAAUAUUCCAUUUAUGCAGGAGGUAGCCUUUAUUGAAAACAAAGAAAAGAUAAGAAAAUAUCUAAAUGAAAAGGAAUUGAAGAGAGUUAAAUCAUUCAAAAAGGCUAAGGAAAAUAAUGAGUCUGAGUGUGGUUGUUGCUACGAUGAUGAAGUUCUAGCAGAGGACACUGUCACAUGUAUUGAAGGUCAUAUAUUCUGCAAAACCUGCUUGCAAAAAUACGCUGAAACCCAAAUUGGAGAUGGAAAAACUAUCUUUACAUGUUUAAGCAAUUGUGAUGCAGAGUUCAGUCUCAAGAUGUUGCAGGGUGUUCUCAGACCUUCAGUUUUUUCAAAAAUGUUACAAAGGAAGCAGAUAGAAGAGGUUAAAUCAGCAGCUAUUCCUGGCUUAGAAGUAUGCCCAUUCUGUGAUUUUGCUUCCAUUCCCCCAGAAGAAGAUAAAAUAUUUCGCUGUCUAAAUCCUGAAUGCAUGAAAGAAUCUUGCAGGAAAUGUAAAGAGCUCAGUCACAUACCUCUGAGAUGUGAAGAAGUUGAGAAGCCUGAAGAAGUGAAGAUAAGAACUUACAUUGAAGACAGGAUGACACAGGCAUUAAUAAGAACAUGUUGGCGAUGUGAAAAAAAAUUUAUCAAGAUUGAUGGUUGCAAUAAGAUGACAUGCACCUGUGGGGCUCUAAUGUGCUACAUUUGCCGCAAACCUGUAAAAGAUUACACACAUUUCAAUGGAGAAGGCGGUACAGAGUAUCAUAAGUGCCCACUGUUCAGUAAAAACGAUGACCUACAUGUCAAGGCUGUGGAAGAAGAAGCAGCAAAGGCUAGAAAUGAGGCUCUAGCUAAGAAUCCUAAUAUACAAUUGAAACAUGAUCCAACACACAUACUUCCAGAACGGACUCAGCCAGAUGUUCCUGAUCGACAUAAUGUUCAUUUUGUGCCAUAUAAUGGAAGAUAUCCAGUUCAUGUGAAUUUACACUUGCCAGCAGGUGCAGCGGAAAUUUUGCCAGCCCGCCGUCACCACAACGUACACCCUCCGCCAGGUGGUGCAGCUGAGCUGAAUUGGCUGAAUCCAGUAAUUGCUGUAGGUCAGCAACGUUUCAUGGUAGCCCAGGGGCCUCAUAUUGUGGUGGAAGGACCCAGGCACGGUGCCAGGCUAAUAGUUCCCCCUGGAAUCGACAAUGGGCCAGAAGCGCAAGGACAACAGGACAGGCCUGCUGUGAGGCUAAUAGUUCCCCCCAGAUUCGACAACGGGCCAGAAGCACAAGGACAACGGGACAGGCCUGUGGAACGGGUUCCGCUGGCCAGACCGCCAGUGGGACAGGGUCAGCAGGUCGUGGCAAUGGCACAGGCGGUAGUGGCAGCAGCAGUGCACCAGCAGCAUGCCAGGAUGAUAGAAUUGACGCACGGUCACCGUGCGAGGGCGGCAGAAGCGGCGCACGGUCAGCGUGCGAGGGCGGCAGAAGCGGCGCACGUUCAGCGUGCGAGGGCGGCAGAAGCGGCGCACGGUCAGCGUGCGAGGGUGGCAGAAGCGGCACACAGUCAGCGGGCCAGGGCAGUAGAAGCGGCACACGGUCAGCGGGCCAGGGUGGCAGAAGCGGCGCACGGUCAACGAGACAGGGCGGCAGAAGCGGCGCACGGUCAACGAGACAGGGUGGUAGAAGCGGCACACGCUCAGCGACCCAAAGGAGCAACACAGCGUCAUCAGGUUAUGCUGGUGGCAUCAGCAGGAGGGGCUCAGGCUCUGCAGGCCUGGCAAGGUGCUCAGGGACAGCAGGUGAGGUUGGCAGCAGCACAGGGACAGCAGGCAAUGCCAGCAGCAGCACAGGGACAGCAGGCAAUGCCAGCAGCAGCACAGGGACAGCAGGCAAUGCCAGCAGCAGCACAGAGGCAACAGGCAAUGCCAGCAGCAGCACAGGGGCAACAGGCAAUGCCAACAGCAGCACAGGAGCAGCAGGCAGUGCCGGCGGCAGCACAGGGACAGCAGGCCCGACCUGUGGUGCCGCACCGUCUGGUUAGGCGAGCAGCGGAGGCUCAGAGAGGCAGUCCCGUGGCACACCUCCUGUUAGCAAGAGUUCAGCGGCAGCUGCCACCACCUGCAGAAGGUCAGCCUGCAGCUCAGCUGGAAGUUCCUCUAGUCAACCAUCCUCCACUGGCAGCUGAUGACUUUGUUGCCCAGUGGUUAGCUGCAAUUCCACCCCAGCUGGAAAUACCAGUCGCUCAGGAUCAACAAAGACCACAGGAACCUUUGCCACAUUAGAGAGGACAAAUUGUCUUCUUAAAAAACUACAAUUUUAGUAUCUGAUAGGUGAAUAAUUUUAGACAAUUUGUGCCAAUUGUGUUUUAAGUUUUCAUCACAUGUUCUUGUUGUUCAGAAUCCUAUUACUUUAUUAUCUGUGUCCCCCUAAAGGUUAUGUGCUGUAAACCUGGAAUAACAUCACGUUAUUCGAUGAGUGUUACUGAAUAAACCAGUAUGUUACUUACAUAGUGUGUUUCCUGUGUGGAACCAGUGCAACCUAUACGGGCUGAAAUGGACCCUAGUCGACUGUAAAAAUAUUGUAUACCGUCAGUAGCAGCUGUUUACACAACCCAUUUAAGCACAAAAAUUUAACAUUUUUCUGUGAAUUCUCUCUCUUACAUAUACAGCAAAGAAUGUUAAAUUAUGUGCUGUGUGAUUCUCUCUCUCUCUCUCUCUCUCUCUCUCUCUGUGUGUGUGUGUGUGUGUGUGUGUGUGUGUGUGUGUGUGUGUGUGUGUGUGUGAGAGAGAGAGAGAGAGAGAGAGAGAGAGAUUAGCUGAAAGAGCUAAACACAUUAAUAUGUUUUACUGAGAAUGUAUAAAAAUAUUGUAAAUCGGCGGGGGUCUCUCAGUUUCUCGAAUAAUAAAAAAAAAAAAAGAACUUUGUGUCUCUUUUUAAAUAAACACCCUGUAAAGCUUUUACUGAGUGACUUCACUGUUACCAAUUCACAUAUAUGUAUAUCCCUUAUUACUAAGUUGAAAGUUAAAAGAUACUGAGCAAAAGUCUAUAGAAAUCAUACAGUAUGAUUUUGUAUAUAAUAUUCCAUAAUUUAAUGCUUAUUUGAAAAUGGUUCAUUCUGAAAUUUAAAUUGUCAUUUUAAGAAUGAUUUAGCAGAGUUAACUGGGGAUCCUCUGGUAUAUAUUUUUCAUAUGUAGCACAACAUGUGAAGGUGUCUUGCCAAAGAAAAACUUGUACAGUGUAUAUUUAAGGAAAAAAUACGCUUAGAUUGUAUUUUAUGUCCUGUGUAUGUGCGUCUCUUCCCCCCCCCCCCCCCCCC
Messenger RNA from Schistocerca gregaria, 5199 nucleotides. RefSeq lists its product as uncharacterized. Lineage: Eukaryota; Metazoa; Arthropoda; Insecta; Orthoptera; Acrididae. The record is from RefSeq and is a predicted model, not a curated record.